AUGAACAAGAGUUCGGAUGGCCGUUGUCCGGCGUCCAAGGUGCUGGCUGCGCCCCCGGAGGAACCGGCUCCGCCUGCGGUGAAGCUUCCGCCACCGGUCGUGCAGGAGGUGUUCGACUCUCUCGCAAAGGACCCUCAGGACGAGAUACAGGCCCGUUUGGAGUCGAAAAGGUUGGAGCUCAUCUUGGCGAACCCGCCUUUAUUGCUGCAGAAGGCCAUGAAGACUGCAGGCCCAAUGAAGAUGCGUAUCGCCAAGGUGGAAGCAUCAGGGCCUGAAGAUGGCUCCUACAUCGUGUACUUCCACUGUGACUCUUCGGCGCGGGUCGAGCGCCGGCUGAAGCGAGCAGCUCCAGCGUUCGCCUGA
This is a messenger RNA of Symbiodinium sp. CCMP2592, 363 nucleotides long. The record is from the annotation of a GenBank genome assembly. NCBI's taxonomy places the organism in Eukaryota, Dinophyceae, Suessiales, Symbiodiniaceae.